This is a messenger RNA of Rubroshorea leprosula, 1585 nucleotides long. The record is from the annotation of a GenBank genome assembly. Lineage: Eukaryota; Viridiplantae; Streptophyta; Magnoliopsida; Malvales; Dipterocarpaceae.
UCUUGAUUCUGCAAUUCAGGAGCCAAAACCGCCCUCUCUGCUUCCCCCCGCCCGGAAAAGAUUCAUCCACUCUCUUUCUCGGCCCUGAAAAAUCCUCUGUUUCCGUCGAUUUAUCUGGGGAAAUCCCCUCCUUAUCCACCUUUCAGUUCGGCCUCAGAAGCAUCCACCAGCUCUCCGCGCUUUGCCUCAUUUCCGGUGAACUACGACGGUUCCCUUUCAUUGCUUAAGUUUCAGAUUCGAUCUCCGGCAGCCUUCCCACUUCUGGCUCCUCUCCAAGCUUCGGAUUCAGAUCCUUCCAGCAUCUCCUGCAACUUCUGAUUUGCCAUUCUUUCUUAGGGAGAUCUUUAAGAAGCCAUGGGAAAGUAUUUUCCAAACGAUUUACUAAGAUGUAUGCUUCAGUACUUACCCAUCAAGAGUCUCCUUCGAUUCAAGAGCGUCUCAAAAUCAUGGUGUUCUUGGAUGGAUGAUCCCUAUCUUCUGAGAUCUCGUUUUCCAGAAUCGAACUUCCUAGGAAUACAGAAGCCUCCUGUUGGUCUGAAUCAGAUGUUGAUGAUAAGCCUAGACUCAUCUGAAGAUCAUUGCAGUGUGGAGAAGCUGGAUCUACCUUUGGAAAAUCACCCAAUUACCCAUUUAGGCGGUUCAUGUAAUGGCUUGAGUUGUUUGGUGGACCGCGCUGACAAUAUCAUCGUGUGUAACAUACCCACCAAAGAUUACCAUAUUGUGAAGUUACCGAGACAGCCUGAUCAAAGAGAAUACAAACUGAUGAUCUCAUUAUAUGGAUUUGGGUGUGACUCCAUCAAUGAUGAUUACAAAGUGUUAAGGAUCAAUUCUUUAUAUUGCGAAUGUGAAUCCCACCAUGAAACUCAAGUAUAUAGCUUGAGAAAGGAUUCCUGGGAUGGUCCUCGAGGUCAAGGCAGCUACCCUUCUUUCCUUCAAGGAUUACGUAUUGAUGCACGCGUACCUAUUGGCUCUAAAGGGUCUAAUGGGGUGCUUGCCUAUGGUGCUCUCCACUGGAUUGCAUUUGUUACAUACACUCAACCCUUUGCAAUUGCUUUCAAUCUCUCCACGGAGGAAUUUAGCAAGAUUGUGUUGCCGAAUAAUCUAAGUUACGGCCCUGUUUUGGGUCUACUAAGAGGCUGCUUAACGGUGACAUGUCAUAAUGAACUCAGAUGUUCUGAUUUUGACUUAUGGGUGAUGAAGGAUUAUAUGGUGAGUGAAUCUUGGUCGAAACUGUUUCAUAUCUCCUUUGAUGGAUGGAUUGAGCAUCUGAGUCCUCUAGCUUAUUCAAGGAGUGGGAAAAAAAUUCUGUUUGAAUCUUCUACUAAGCAUCAUCUUUGGUACAAUAUAGGAAAUAAACAAAUGGAAAUUCUGGGUAGUUGCAAUGGAGUUUUUGUGGCAGUUCCAUAUUUUGAGAGUCUCAUCUCUGUUAGAGCUUACAAAGGGACAGGGAUAAUUAGGCAAGAGUAGAAGAGGUGUGAUAAAUAAUAUGAAUGAAUAUCAAUUUCUGUGUUCUUUUCUCCUUUUUCUGGUAAAUUUUUAGCUAUGGAUUCUUUGCUAUACUGCAUGCUAUAAUGCUAUAAUUGCA